AUGUCAGCAAUGAUGGUUAAGGAGUUGGAUUUGAUUGAGCAGUUCAGAGACAUGAGUUUGGUUUGUGAAGUGACACCGCAGAGUGUUAAAUUGGGAAUGUUAAAGAUUGAUAACGAUUUCCUGGACAACAUUAGAGAAGCUCAGAAGCUAGAUGUGAAAUUGGUGGAUUUGAUGGUUGGAACCGAUCAGGCUGAAGAUAAUGAUUACAAGUUAGAUGUGCAAGGUGUAUUGAGAUUUCGUGGUAGGAUCUGUAUUCCUGAUGAUGCGGGAAUGAAAAGAGUUAUUCUUGAGGAGAGUCAUAAGAGUAAGUUAAGUAUUCAUCCAGGAGCGAUGAAAAUGUACCGUGAUUUGAAGAAUUUAUUUUGGUGGCCUGGGAUGAAACGUGAUGUGGCGCAGUUUGUGUAUGCAUGUUUGACUUGUCAGAAGUUGAAAGUUGAGCAUCAGAAACCUGCUAAUUUGAUGCAACCGUUAGAAAUUCCAGAAUGGAAAUGGGAUAACAUUUCGAUGGACUUUGUAACGGGAUUACCGAACACUUUAAGGGGAUGUGAUUCGAUUUGGGUGAUCGUUGAUAGGCUUACAAAGUCAGCUCACUUCAUUCCUAUAACAUCACUUUUCCAAUAUCGAAGUUGGCAGAUAUUAGUAUUAGAGUGA
Vicia faba (fava bean) is the source of this 651-nucleotide messenger RNA. The record is from the annotation of a GenBank genome assembly. Lineage: Eukaryota; Viridiplantae; Streptophyta; Magnoliopsida; Fabales; Fabaceae.